Messenger RNA from Dichomitus squalens LYAD-421 SS1, 1173 nucleotides. RefSeq lists its product as uncharacterized. NCBI's taxonomy places the organism in Eukaryota, Fungi, Basidiomycota, Agaricomycetes, Polyporales, Polyporaceae. The record is from RefSeq and is a predicted model, not a curated record. Bases 34 to 1173 code for a protein of 379 amino acids. The transcript is spliced from 7 exons.
CUCACUGAGGCGAGUGCACAGUUAACAGCGGCCAUGGAGAAAUUCUCGGCAUUCAGGGAUCCAGGGACUGGUAUCCAGCCAUUCCUCAGACCAAUUCCACCUUCUGGCUCCGAAGCACUCGCGAGCAUAUUGUCUCCUGUUGGAUACGCGUUUGGAGCUGUCAAGACAGUACUCCUACUCGGCCUCGCUUUGGUCUACUUUGUGCUUGUAGAGGGAGUAUGCUUGGUAUUCUAUCCUGUACGGCCGCUACAUAGAGCCAUUACACAUCUCUUUACGGCCUUUCUGUCCCGAAUGGCAUUACUUCUCGUGGGGCUGUAUUGGGUACCGGUGGAUGUCGUAGCGAGGAAGCGUGGCCGCAACGCGCCAAAAAACGAGUCCUGGAGCCCUGCCGCGGGAGAUCUCAUCGUUUCCAAUUGGGCUUCGUGGGUAGAGAUCCUGUGGCUCGCAUUCCGAUUCAAACCCGCAUUCAUCCUGCCCGUCGUCGACACCCUCGACAUCCCUUCGCCCACCGAAAAGUCAGUCCCGCUCUCGCGCACCCCAGGUCGCCGUACCGGCACGGGCUCCGCCGCGAUCUCUUCCCCCUCACGCGCCCCGAUGCAGCGCAUCCCCAUCCGGGGCUUCCGCCGUGUAGGCCUCCUACGCAUGCUCGCGUCGACCGCGCACCUUCCCCUCGUUGCGGGCUCGACGUCCGCGAAGCCCGAGAGUCUCGAGGAGAUCCGGAGCCAAUCUGACAGGCCCGUCGUGGUGUUCCCAGAGGGCACAACGAGCAAUGGCCGUGCGUUGCUGAGGUUCGCGGACGUGUUCGGGAACGUCAAGCUACCUGUCAUGAAAUACAAGGUAUUCGUCAUGUGUGUUCGCUACGACCCCCCUACGGCAUUUGCACCGACGCUCUCACAUUCCAUUCCCUCAAAAUUCGCCAACCCGAUACCGCACGUUUUCAAACUCGCAAGCUCUCUCGCCCCACUGACGCUCUCGAUACGCCUCCUCUCACCGUCCGAGUCUCCCAGCUCGGGGUCUUUCUUGUUGAGCGAGUUCCUCACCGGGGGCACGUAUUCUGACGAACUGGCAGAAUGCUGUGCUGCUUUGAUGUCGCAAAUCGGGCGUUUCAAGCGUGUGGGGCUGGGGUGGGAAGACAAGGCGGCGUUCCUUAACAUGUACAAGGGCAAACGUUAG